AGCAGUACGCCGAUGUUGCCUUACCCAAAGAAGACAGAAGAAGAAGAAAGAUCAGGUUGAGACCUUGAGACGCCAGAGGGGGGCGCUGUUGCACCGCUUCCAUCACCAGCUGCCAUGAGUAAGAUGAAGAAGAACAGUGGGCAGGCAGCUGGUGACAGCCAAAGUGAACCGCUCCCCCCUGCACUCAGUAAACUGGAUCAAACGGAGACAUAACCGGACAGCUCAAAUGUUAGCGUACUCUGUGGUUCUUCCAUUGAAGAGGGGCACGCUUUAGUACUUUGAAUCGACCGUGACACGUGCCCAGGUGUCGUUAUCGGUGCUGCAGAUGGCAAACUGAGUGAACACUGUUGCUUCGAGUUUUAGCAUUAGGCAGCGUUUAGCAAUAACGAGAGCUAGGUAACCUCAGUGUUUACCGUUUCAGCCUGUCACGGGGACAAAUCACCAGGUUGCGGGACACGCUGUAAACAUGGAUGACUUUAACCCAACCACAUCCAAUGCAUUUCAACCAGAGGGCUUCAGUCCGCCAUACAGGAAGAGGAGGACCGUAGAGGAUUUUAACAAGUUUUGCACUUUUGUUCUGGCCUAUGCCGGCUACAUCCCAUAUCCACAAGAGGACUCUCCACUGCGCAGCAGUUCCAGCCCCCCCAACAGUACAGGCAGCACAGCUGACAGUGAUGGCUGGACGCCGGGACCCCCGACCUCUUGCCCCCAGCGCCCCCCUAAGGCCCCCCAAGACAGGAGCAGAAAGCGUCCACCGCCAGGAGCCACUCUGUCCAGCCACACCAAGAAAGAUCAUACAUUUACAGCCAUGCACCCAGACGACCGCCGGAAAGCCGACAAGCUGAAGAAGAAGAAAAGGAGAAAGGAGAGGGAGUAUUCAGGUGGGGAAGAAGGCGGCGUCCAGCAGGCCCACUCAACAGUCCCAGAGCUGCAGUACCACGUCUCCUAUGGUGGCAAAAUGAUCAAAGAAGAGCCAGAAGAUGAUAUCAGCAUUCCCCUCCCUCCCCAGCAUCUGCACAGCCCCGCCCACUGCAAAGAGGAGCCCAGUGACGAGCACAGACAGUGGGAAGGUCGAGACCUGGAGGAAGGGGUGGUGAAGGUACAGAAGGUGGAGGGGUUGGCAGGAAGCAGAACGGUGUUCCGUCAGGGGAAACAGGUGGUGUUCAGAGACGAGGACGGAUCAGGAGAAGAUGAAGACAUAAUGGUUGACUCAGACGAUGACUCGUGGGACCUGGUAACGUGUUUCUGCAUGAAGCCCUUCGCAGGCCGGGCAAUGAUCGAGUGUAACAAGUGCAACACCUGGAUCCACCUGUCGUGCGCCAAGAUCCGGAAGAGCCACGUGCCAGAGACAUAUGUGUGCCAGAGCUGCCGAGAGUCUGACGGAAAUCCAGACACGCGCCGCUCCCACCGCUCACGAGUAGGCCCACGCAAGCAUCUGCUGGACUGACCCCCUCCCAGGCCAAUCUCUGAACUCUGACCCCUUCCUUUCCUGCCCCCUCAAACCAAACACCUGCUGGACUGACCCCUUCCUUGAAUUCAGGUCUUGCACCCUUCAGUCUCUGUCCUUCACGGUCAGCCACAUUUUCUAUGAACACUCUGGUGGACCUAUCCCAAGCCUUGAUCCCAUUUGUAAACAGUUGGAGUGCUAUUUUAGAUUUCCUAAGGUUUGUCUCUGCUUCCCUACAGACUCUGUGCGUAAGGCAAUCACUGAAUGGAUGUCUGUCUGUAGAUGACUUUAGCAUAGCAGCAAACCGCUACCGACUAAGGACUUUGUGUCUUGUGAACACUGGAACAAUUGAACUGCCAUAUGUAGAGAGAAUAACCCUAACAACUGCCACCCCCUAUGGUGCAUGCUGGGAUUUAUGGGAAAGACAGUUUGCACUUUUUUCCCCCCUAAAGUUUUAAAACAAACAUCCAUUUGACCUUUUUGUCACAUGGCCUCUAGGCAUUCUGUCUUUCAGUAUAAACUGGAUCUGCUUUUUGAUUCAAUGCCUCUUGUUAUUGUUACAUAAUUUACCGUUUUAAUUGAGAAAUCAAGAUUAGCCUUGUGUUUCUUGCUUCAGAUGGUGCUAUAGUAUAACGCUGAGGUAUUAUCCAAUAGAACAAAGAUGUAGGAAAGAGAGUACGGUCUGCAUCUGCUUCUUCUAUUUCCUGUUUUGUUAUUUAAAAAAGUCGUGGAGGAAUAUCAUUGUGGCGUCGAGCCUGUAUAGUGGAAACAAGCGCUUGUUCUUCUCUUCCUUCUACUUCACAAACUGUCUUCCAGCCUCGGCUUCUCCUCUGAAUCAAGGUGUUUGCUUGGCCCACACGUGGAGCUUUUAAAGAUUUUUGCCUAUCGAAAACAGUGUUCUUAUUCUGCCAGACUUUUGUUUUAUGAGAUUUUUUUAUUUCUCAGUUAUUUCUCAUAUUGAAAAAGCCAAACAGCCUGAAAGUUUUCAGUCAAGUUGUUUUUAGAGUUGUUCUGACACCAGUAUGAAAGCGGCCUGAUACUGCAUUCUGUGCAGUACGUGUUGUCUGCUAAUACACCAGUCGAUGCACUGAUCUGAUAUCAUUAUUUAUGCCCCAAAUAAAGUCAACUUGUUUCUUCUCUGAAACAGUAGCCUACACUGCAACAAUAUGUAAUAUGCUACCCUGAACAAUGACUGUUUUAGAGCUGCAAAGAAGAACUGGUUUCAGGUAAACUCCUAUUUGAUGAUAGCAAACAACAGUGCAGUGCUAGCAGACGUUGCAUUGACAGUAAGUUCUAGCAAUCUGCCUGCAAUCAGUGUUUUUACACCAAUAAUAUACAUAUGUUUGAUCUCACUUGUUCUCAAGGGGUACUUUGUAUGAAAUAUUUGUAUUGGAAUCAGGAUCUGGAAGGAAACAAAUUGUAUUGAAGCAUCUCUAGUUGUAUUUAGAUUGAGUGUUUUGUUUUGUUUUGUUUUCCAUUGUCUUGUCAGCGUUGCUGCAUUUCAUGACAGGAAUGAACAGCCUUGAAAUAUGAAAUAUUUCUACUUUUUUAAACCGUUUCGUGCUCAUGACUGAGUUUUUCAGAGACAAGCACAUUUACAGAAGGGAACUCGUGGCCGUCCUGUUUCGGUAUCAGCAGAAUAAAAAGCUAUCUUGACUGGAAUAGUGUUGAUCUGGAAGAUUCUCCAGUUUGAAAUGAUGCAUGUGAGUUUGUGUUUGAACGGUUUACACUGUGAGGGUGAACGCAAUGCAUGUGCUGCUAAGAGUUGUCUCAACUAAGCUCCCUGUUUUUUUGUUUUUUUUGGUCUUUUGUUGGAUGAAAAAAAAGGAUUUCUGCAAAGUACCAUGGGAAGUAUUUGGGAAAUUUUUUUUUAGUCUCUGAUGAGUCCGAUUUGGAAGAACAGAUAUCAAUCUCUUCUCACCUCUCACAUUUGACAGCAGUAUUUAGUUUUCUCUGUGUGCAGCAGGUUUGUUGGGAAAAUGUUUUUUAUGGCACAAGAUAAAGAUUUUAAGCUGUUCUUCAUGUGCCAUCUGCUGUUGUUUCUGAUUAUGUAAAAGCCAUACUGUAGAGUGACAUACUUUAGAUUAAGAGCCUUGGAUAUGAGUCCAGGAUGGGAUUUAACAAUACAGAAUCAAUGACUUGGCCAGGGAACCACUAAUACACACACACACACACACUUACACACACACAAUGAAUGUUUGGUUUGUAAAGAACACAAGACUUUUCUGAGAGUUUAAAAUGGUUAAGCUCAUCUCUGCACUCGUCUUCUGGUAUUUACAGAUGUUGGUUGAUACUCAGCAAUCAUCCAAGUUGUGAUGAUUUUAAGACCUAUCAAGACCCCAAAUAACCUCUCAGGACGUUCAUGUCUUGAAGAGAACCUGAAGACGUCUUUGGGAACAAGUGUCUAAUUUUAGUCUGCGUCUUUAAGACAUCGAUGUAAUUAUUGCUAACGAUGCUCAUUGUGAUACAGUUUAUUCUGAUCCUGGGUUGUCCUAUCCCCUUAUUGAGAAAGCGUUGUCUGUUCUGUGGUGCAAACUGUUUCUGUGAAACUAUUGUAAACUAUUGUAAAUAAAGAGUUACCAUUUUAA
Molecule: messenger RNA, 4035 nt
Organism: Notolabrus celidotus (New Zealand spotty)
Lineage: Eukaryota; Metazoa; Chordata; Actinopteri; Labriformes; Labridae
Gene: phf13
Product: PHD finger protein 13
Exons: 5
Coding region: 467-1447 (326 amino acids)
Biological process (GO): mitotic chromosome condensation
Molecular function (GO): chromatin binding
Source: RefSeq, a predicted model, not a curated record